CAUCUUGCUUGCCGCAUCGUGAUCCACUCCUCUCUCGGCCGUCUACUUAUACACGCAGCGUACACUCGACACGACUCUCUUCAUCCCACUCCCUCUCAACCUCUGCGCACCACGCCAACACAAACACAAUGACCACCGAAGCCCCCACCACCACCGCCUCCACCUCGCACAACGACAAGCGCACCGUCGCGCAGCAGCUGACGGGCAUGGCGCGCGCGCUCGCCUGGCGCGUCACGGGCAACAAUGUCGACAGCUACGACCCCAACAACCUGCCCGACAGCCAGCCGUCCAGCCCGACGGCCGCGGCAAACGCUGGCCCGCAGGCGUUCGCGCGCGUACGCGUGUUUGUGCGUGACGACCGUGGCAUCAACCCUACGGACAAGAAGGCGCUGCUCAAGAAGCUCGACUCGGCCAAGAUCAGGUUAGCCUGGCAGCUCGGCUCGAUCGAGACAGACAUUCUCGCGGCCUUCGGGGACGAAUACUCGCUUGAGGAGACGCUUUGGGUGCUCGAGGGGCUGCUCAAGGAGAAGAAGGCGUCGAUUGACGCUGGACGGGAGGCAGAGCAGUAAAGCCAGCGCCAACACGCGCAACGAGCGAAUGUCAAGCCGCAACCGUCGCCAUGGCCAUCGCCAUUCGUCGCCGUCUUCGAGACCACCCUGCCCCACACCACGACCGCUACACCCCCGCGACCGAGCCCGAACCGAGCCCGAACCCCGCCGCAGUCCGCCACCCCGCUCGCAACACAGACGCUCUUCAACGCGCGCGCGCAUACCGCGCACGCGCACGUAUAAUGUAAUACCUUUUGACGUUGA
Messenger RNA from Vanrija pseudolonga, 812 nucleotides. RefSeq lists its product as uncharacterized. Bases 129 to 569 code for a protein of 146 amino acids. The transcript is spliced from 2 exons. Lineage: Eukaryota; Fungi; Basidiomycota; Tremellomycetes; Trichosporonales; Trichosporonaceae. The record is from RefSeq and is a predicted model, not a curated record.